Pecten maximus is the source of this 961-nucleotide messenger RNA. RefSeq lists its product as uncharacterized. Bases 59 to 961 code for a protein of 300 amino acids. The transcript has 5 exons. Lineage: Eukaryota; Metazoa; Mollusca; Bivalvia; Pectinida; Pectinidae. The record is from RefSeq and is a predicted model, not a curated record.
ACCCUUCUGGGUCAAGUAUACGCUUAUACACAGGGCUGAACAUGUUCUGUGACGGGCCAUGCUAGUGUCACUGCUCUGUCAGUAUCGCUGUAACACUUUGGCAAUUUUCCCACAUCAAAAACCAAAGUUUGGAAACAUGGAUAACACAAGUCGACUUGGAAUUAUUUUGUGGAUUUAUUUGAGUAUAUGUGUACAGAUGACAUUCGCGGAAAAAAGCAUUUCAACGGCAAAGUUGCACCCUAUUCGUAGUAGUUACGAUAACGAAUUUAAAUUCGGGAGUAUUAGUAAGCUAUGGAGACCUUACACGGUUAACAGUUUACAUGAAGAUUACGAACCUACUAUGGAAAUAUAUCGGCACUACCAACUCUUGAAUGUUUCUUCUAUAUCGUCUAUGGAGAUCAACAUCAACAUUGAAUUACAGACCAAGGUGGAGCUACUUGUUGAGGAGUGGCCAGGGGACCAUGCCCAGUUUGAAUUGGUUUCAUACUCUCCCUACUCAUGGGAAACUGAGCCUGAUAUCAAGAUGUCUCAUGUUGUCACGGAAACAGGUCAAGCACAACACAUCAUGUUACAAGUGGGUUCCAGGUUCAGCCAUACACAGUUACCCGGGGUUACCGGAGGGCUCAUUACUGUCGUCCUCCUCCUACUGUCCAUAGCACUACUCUGUCUAGGGGAGAGAAUUCAACACCGCAAGAAAAAAAGAAAAAGGGGAAAUACAGUGGGAGAGCCUUCACAACCAGCCCAGGAUCACCGGUCUGUCCAACCAACACCUAUCUCUGUCAUGUUACCCCCUGUGUGGGGACCAGACCAUCACCCCAGGGACAAGGACACGCCCCACCGAAGGAUUAAUUCAGGCGAUUCACAGGGUCAUGGCAGUGAAAACAAAGAAGACAGCAAUUCAUCUUUAUUGAAGGUAAGUGUUUUAUGGUUGAGGGACUGGAAUCAUUUCACCAUGUUUUAA